AUGGCGAGCGCACAAAUUCCCGAAAGCAAUGUCGACGUGCUCAUCAUUGGCGCCGGCCCUGCGGGGUUGAUGGCUGCCGCGUGGAUGGCGCAUUGCGGCGUCAAGGCUCGCAUCGUCGACAAGAGAAACACCAAGAUCUUCUGCGGCCAGGCCGACGGCCUGCAAUGUCGCAGUCUGGAGAUCUUUGACUCGCUUGGCUUCGCGGACCGCGCGUGGAAGGAGGCCAACCACAUGAUUGAGAACCCCGGCAACGAUGGCAUCAUCCGCCGCAGCGACAGAAUCCCCGACACCAUCGUCGGCCUCUCCCGCUUUCAGCAGAUCGUCCUCCACCAGGGCCGCAUCGAGCGCUUCUUCCUCGAGAACAUCAAGAAGCACUCCAAGGGCGCCAUCGAGGUCGAGCGCGGCGUGCUCCCCGAGUCCCUCACGAUCGACGAGUCCAAGGUCGACGACGACGCCGCCUACCCCGUGACCGUCAAGCUCCGCCAGCUCAACGAGGAGGAGUCCACGCCGCCCCAGGCCGCCAACGCCAGCAAGGUCGCCGACGGACUCUUCCGCAGCAACCUCGUCCAGAACGACGACGAGGACGACCUCAUCCGCAAGAGCAAGACCCGCGCCGGCGACAGCGAGAUCGUGCACGCCAAGUACGUCAUCGGCUGCGACGGCGCGCGCAGCUGGACGCGCAGGCAGCUGGGCUUCGAGCUCGACGGCGAGGCGACCGAUUUCAUCUGGGGUGUCAUGGACAUCAUCCCCAUCACCGACUUCCCUGACAUUCGUAUGCGAUGCGCCAUUCACUCUGCGGAGAACGGCAGUUUGAUGGUCAUUCCCAGAGAGAACAAGCUGGUCCGCCUGUACAUCCAAUUGAAGGAGAUUAGCACCGACGUCUCAGGAAGAGCCGACCGCUCCAAGAUCACCCCUGAAAUCAUUUUUGGAGCUGCUCAGAAGAUCCUCAGCCCGUACAAGAUUGAGUACGAGUACUGCGACUGGUGGACUGCGUACCAGAUUGGCCAGCGUGUCGGCACCACCUUUGACGCGCACAGUCGCGUCUUUCUCGCCGGUGAUGCCGUCCACACUCACUCCCCCAAGGCUGGCCAGGGCAUGAACGUCUCCAUGCAGGAUACUUACAACCUCGGUUGGAAGGUCGCUCUGGCUGCCAAGGGUAUCGCCAAGCGCAGUAUUCUCAGCACGUACCAGAGCGAGCGUCGCCGUGUUGCCCAGGACCUGAUCGAGUUCGACCACCGCUUCUCCCGUCUCUUCUCCGGCCGCCCUGCCAAGGACGUCAUGGACGCCGAGGGCGUCAGCAUGGAGGUCUUCAAGGACGCCUUCCUCAAGGGCAACAUGUUCGCCUCAGGUCUUUCCGUCAACUACGGCCCCAGCAACCUCGUGAUCAAGGCCGGUGAUGCCUUGGAGCAGGGUGACGGCAGCAAGGCCGUCGAGGCCACCGCCGUCGCUGUUACUACCGAGGAAUUUGAGAAGAAGCAGGCCCUCGCCAGCGGCUUGCCCGUCGGUAUGCGUUUCAACAGCUUCAAGGUCCUCAACCAGGCAUGCGCGCGCCCGUGGCACUUCCAGGAGCGCCUCAAGGCGGACGGCCGCUUCCGCGUCGUCCUCUUCGCCGGCAACAUCCUCGACGCCGCGCAGAAGGCCCGCGUCGACAAGUUCGCCGCGGCGCUGGAUGCGCCCGAGAACUUCCUGCGCAAGGCGACGCCCGCCGGCGCCCCCAUCGACAGCGUCAUCGAGGUCCUCACCAUCCACUCCGCGAAGCGCACUGAGACGGAACUGCUCCGCGACUUCCCUGACAUCCUCCAUCCUCUGGACCCCCACUUCGGCUGGGACUACAACAAGGUCUACGUGGACGACGAGAGCUACCACGAGGGCUUUGGCGAUGCGUACAAGAACUACGGCGUCGACAAGCAGAGGGGCUGCGUUGUCGCUGUCCGCCCUGACCAGUACGUUGCGUGGGUUGGUGAGCUGGAGGACUUUGACCAGUUGCAGAAGUACUUUGAGGGAUGCUUGGUUCUUGGACAGGGUGCUACCAACGGUGUCAAUGGUCACGCCAACGGCACGAACGGAACUGAGCUGCCGGUCCGAUGA
Messenger RNA from Colletotrichum chrysophilum, 2088 nucleotides. RefSeq lists its product as uncharacterized. The record is from RefSeq and is a predicted model, not a curated record. The coding region runs from base 1 to 2088 and encodes 695 amino acids. Gene Ontology annotation, molecular function: FAD binding. Lineage: Eukaryota; Fungi; Ascomycota; Sordariomycetes; Glomerellales; Glomerellaceae. The transcript is spliced from 6 exons.